Molecule: messenger RNA, 897 nt
Organism: Lasiosphaeria miniovina
Lineage: Eukaryota; Fungi; Ascomycota; Sordariomycetes; Sordariales; Lasiosphaeriaceae
Exons: 1
Coding region: 1-897 (298 amino acids)
Source: RefSeq, a predicted model, not a curated record
AUGGCCACCGCCACCGCCACCGCCACCGUCACCAUGACCGUCAACCGCCCGCUGGCCAACACGUUCGCGCCCGGCGCCGUGGCGAGCUCCUACGAGGAGGAGCUCGGCGCCAUGGUGGCCAUCAGCAAGAUGGUGGUCGACCUGGCGCCGCCCAUCACGUCGGCGUCGGUGAUCCACGACAACGCGUGCGGGCCGGGCGUGGUGACAGCAGCCAUCCUGGCCAAGUUCCACGCCGAGAACCCCGGCAACACAACACCGCCGCCGCCGCGCAUCAUCGCCACCGACAUCGCGCCCAACAUGGUCGAGCUGGCGGCGCGCAAGGGCCCGUCGGUCGAGGCGCACGUCAUGGACAGCCGCGCGCUCACCAGCAUCCCCGACGGCGCGCUGACGCACAGCUUCACCGACUUCCUGUUCGUGCGCGGCUGGGGCGAGGCCGACAUGGUGGCGUUCGCGUCCGAGAUCCGGCGCACGCUGCGGCCGGGCGCGACGGCCGUCAACGCGGCGUGGAAGUACCACGAGUGGCACACGGUGCUGCGCGAUGCGCUGGAGCGCACGCUUGGCGGUACCGACGCCGCCGCCGCCGCCGCCGAGGUCGACGAGCGCAUGCCGCGCCAGCCGUGGUCCAAGGAGUCGGUGCUCGCCGUCUUCGCCAAGGCCGGCUUCCACCCCGACCGCACCACCCUCCACACGGUCCAGCACACGCCGCGCGAGCCCAUCGAGUGGGACUCGAAGCUGUGGCGCCAGUUCCUCGCCGCCGCCAACGAGAAGGUCACGCGCGGCAUGGACGACGCCACCAAGGAGCGCUACUAUGCCAACCUUGCCUCGCGCACCGACGAGGACAAGGCCGACCCCAAGGAGUACCGCUGGGAGGCUUGGGUCUUGACGGCUGUGAAAUAG